AUGAACGUCAUGGAAAGCUCCCCAUACGAGCCUUUUGUAAGAGGGUUUGACUAUGUCCGACUGGCAUCCAUCACGGCAGGCUCCGAGAACGAGGUCACGCAGGUGAACCGCUGCCUGGACGCCGCCAAGGCCUGUAACGUAGACGCCCUGUGCCAGCGACUCCGGACCGAGUACGUUUCCUCCUGCAUCCGUCGGGGGCCCCGGGCCGACCCCUGCAACCGCUCCAAGUGCCACAAGGCGCUGCGGAAGUUCUUCGACCGGGUGCCGCCCGAGUACACGCACGAGCUGCUCUUCUGCCCCUGCGUCGACACGGCCUGCGCUGAGAGACGCCGGCAGACGAUCGUGCCCACCUGCUCCUACGAAGGCAAGGAGAAGCCAAACUGCUUGACGCCGCUGGACGCCUGCCGGGGAAACUAUGUUUGCAG
Notechis scutatus (mainland tiger snake) is the source of this 425-nucleotide messenger RNA. The record is from RefSeq and is a predicted model, not a curated record. Lineage: Eukaryota; Metazoa; Chordata; Lepidosauria; Squamata; Elapidae.